Molecule: messenger RNA, 2247 nt
Organism: Saccharomycopsis crataegensis
Lineage: Eukaryota; Fungi; Ascomycota; Saccharomycetes; Ascoideales; Saccharomycopsidaceae
Gene: NCA2
Product: Nca2p
Exons: 1
Coding region: 1-2247 (748 amino acids)
Cellular component (GO): mitochondrial outer membrane
Source: RefSeq, a predicted model, not a curated record
AUGGGACCAUCGUUGAAGAUCUCAUUUGCUUCUCGCGUGAGAGGCCUUGAUUCCCAUGCUCAGGAACUUCUCAUUGGAAUAUACGAACGGAACCCCCAAUUCAAUUCGCAUCUCCUUAUUGAAGAGUACGUUGCUGACGAGUCCAAUGCCAGUGCCAUUGGUGAGAGAUUCACAGACUAUGCCAGAAUAAUUGAAGAUGCUACCGUUUUAAAAUAUGCCUUCAUGGAAGUUUUUAAGAAACUAGACGGUAAAAGAAAACCCAAAUCGGCAAAGAAGAAAAAAAGAUCCAAGAAACAUGUAGCCAACUAUAUCAGUUAUCCUACAAGCACCGGAUCUAAUAAUGUCUCAUUUUCUGAUGCCAUCUCCUCAGCAAAUGAUAUUGACACUUAUACCAUUUCCCAGAUCUUUAAAAAUGGAUCGGUGGCGGAAAAAUUAGCAGCAUCAUUAAAUAAAGUGAAAUCGACUAAUGGAGACUUUCCCCAAACGAUUGUCGAGGAACUCCAAGAUAUUUUGACCCUUGAGACUUUACUCGUAUCAUAUUUGAUUUAUUGCCACUAUCAAAAAAUUGCCGAUGCCCUUCUUACCGCAAACUUUGAGAUAAUCUCUCAUUUAUCCUACUAUCAAGACUUACAGGACGAUCAAUGGUAUUUCCGCAAACUUUAUCAUAUGCUCAGAAUUUUGCCCGAGGUGGCCAGUGUUUUUGCCUUUGGAGUUUGGAGUGAAGCUAAAGGUAUCGUGUCUCAAGACCGAUCUGGAUCAUAUAUCACCACCGCCAACGCCACAAAAUUGGCCCGUAUCACCGCAGAAUCUUUUUGGGGUAAUGUUAACACUGUCAGCAAGUUACCUUACAAUGUUUUGGCUACUGGUUUGAGAGGCUAUCAAGGAGUUGGAAUCUCUGCUUUUGGAAAAUCCAAAAUAGAUACUCGUAGUAGAAACCCUGUCUCGAUAAUUCUACAACCUUUCAAAUUGGUGCUCCAUGUGGUAAAGAACUAUGCCGACUGGUUUUAUAGUUUAUUCGAAUAUCCUGUUGCCCUCAUUGAUGGAUACUUCAAUACCAAGGUCACAAAGCUUGAAGAGUUGAAGUAUCAAAACAUUGAAAAAUUGGGAGCUUUGAUCAAAGAAUUCCCAGAAGAUUACAAUACCAAGACCGAAUCAUCUGCCGUGAAUCAGAAAUCAAUUCUCAAGCUUCAGUACAUUCUUGCCAAUGAUGAUCUUGAGAAAAUCUCCAAUUAUGAAAUCGCAGCUAAAAGUAGCGGCUCUUUGGAUUUUGGAGUGCUUUCUCAUGCCAUUCCUACUUUCCGCACCAAUUUCUCCAAAAGAAUCAAUGCCCUUGCAGCUCCUCAAUCAAUUGCUUCUCAUUGGCCGCUUAUUGGGUUUGCCUUACUUUAUGGGCCAUCUUCUGCCAUCCAAAUUUUCCAAUCGCGUUAUGACAUUGCUAAUUGGAUUCGUGAGAAUUUGUUGCAAACUAUUAUGAAGUUUUACGAAAACUGGGUCGCAGCUCCAGUCCUCAACAUCAUUGCCACCGUCCGCCAUGAUGAUUCAUCGCAGAUUUCUAUCACCGGCAAAAAAUCAUUGACCAGUGAUAUCGAAUCGCUUGAGCGGAUGAUUGUUGGGUACCUUUCUAAAACCAACGGAGGGAUUUCUACCGAACAAAUGGCAAUCAUCAAGCAGAAUGUCCACGAUGGUGACUUGACCCCAUUUAUGGUGGACUACGAGCAACAAAUCGCUAGUCCAAUCCGUAGUCUUGUGGCCGGGGACCUUUUACAAUCUUUGCUCAUUCAGGUGCAGAAAGUCAAGGUGGAUGGAGAUCUUGUGAUCAGCGGCAUUGAUAAGCUUCUCAAGAGCCAAGAACUUGUGUUUGAGUGUAUUGCGGUGCUUCCUGCAGGACUCGUAUUGAUUUGGUUCCUUGGCACUUGUAGAGAAGUGGCCAAAAGGGGUUGGAGAGGAAUUUGGUCGCCAAAUAAAGGGAAAUACCGGGAAGCUCUGAGACAGAAUUUGAAUCAAUUGGAAAGACUUUUGAUUUUGGAUACCCAGGAGGAGAAAGGGACUGAAGAUUAUUAUUCCAUUGGGGAAAUGGCGAUUGAAGUGUUGUUGUUGCAGUAUAAUUUGGAUAAGAUCAUUCCAAGAAACGUGAAGAAAUACGUGGAUGUCGACAUUGGUGAUUUGAGUAGCAGAGAAUUCGAUAGUAAAUUGAAGAUUAUGGUGGUGGAGAAAAUGUGGAGAAACUACAACCGUUAUUUGGAGUAA